Penicillium pulvis is the source of this 615-nucleotide messenger RNA. RefSeq lists its product as uncharacterized. The transcript has a single exon. Bases 1 to 615 code for a protein of 204 amino acids. The record is from RefSeq and is a predicted model, not a curated record. Gene Ontology annotation, molecular function: protein binding. NCBI's taxonomy places the organism in Eukaryota, Fungi, Ascomycota, Eurotiomycetes, Eurotiales, Aspergillaceae.
AUGGGGGAAGCAAUUGUCAAUCAUAGGAAACGAUUUGGUACUCCUAAUGGGCAGCUCAUGGAAUUGCUUGAAACGUUACUGAGAAACGGAAGUGAUGCAUAUAUGUGUGAUGAUGAAGGUCAAAAUCUUUUGCACAAGUUGGGGUCCGGUUUUGCCGACACUGAUCUAGCAGGAGUUUCCACCUGGGACAUGCUCUUGGAGUUCAUUGAUGUCAAUAACGUCGAUGCUGAAGGUCGUAACCCGCUUCAAUUUCUAGUUCGGUGUUGGAAUCGGACCAACGCUGUUCGCCAAUUAAGCAAUCGGGGAGCGGAUGUCUCUAUAGCCGAUCACAAGGGAAACGUGCCUCUCCACAUGGUGAUGACCGGCAAACUUGUCGGGUGGUUGUGGGAGUAUGAUAACGUUACAACCAUGACAAUGGAUUCUGAGGCCCCAGCAAGAGCCCAGGAGGAGAUGAUGCAAGCCUUAAUGGAUGCUGGGGCCUCGAGGGAUCAUGUAAAUGCAGCUGGAAAGACAUCCUCGCAGCUGCUCGACGGUCUGACAGAGAGGGAAAAGAAAGUAUGGCAGAAAGAGAAAGCCCGGCGUGCUGAAGUUGAGGGUUGGGGACAAGGCUUCUAG